ACGUUUCUCUUUUUGGGAAAUGAACAAAUCCACUUUGAGAGUCAGUCCUUGAAAUAAAGCAUUUUCUAAGAGCAGCUGAGUAGAGGACAGGAUGAGCAGAGGACAGACUGAGGUCCUGGGGCUGCUGAUAGCACUGACAAGCCAGCUGCUGCUAAUCGCUGCUGCUGGAAAGGACUGUUGGAGGCAUGGAGCUAAGGAUCAGCUGACCUCAGUAGGCCUGAGCUCCCGUUGUCGAGGCCUGUGGGGGGAGUGUGUUCAUGACAGCCUGGUUGGCCUGAGGACAUGUGAUGUGUCAGUGUCUUACAUGGAGCAUCUGCCAGCUGAUUUGUUGGCCAUGCGAAUAGCAUUGCUGGGGAUGUGCGUUCUGUCUUUGGUCUCCAUCCUGAUCUCGAUACCCGGCCUGAGGUGCACUACAUUGAUCCCCAGUGUGCUGGCUCAGGGCAGGCUGCUGCUGAUCUCUGGCGUCCUCUGUCUGUGUGGAGGUGUGUGUGGUGCAGCUGGCCUGUUGUGGUAUGGGGUGGAGACUUACACCAGAUACAGAGAGGAGGUGAAUCUGGGGAUGCCAGGAAUUACAUUUGAGUUUGGGCUCUCGUACUGGUUGAUGGUGGGAAGUGUGUUCUGCUCUCUUCCCUCAGCUGUUUUGACAAUCAGGAGUGUGUCUCACAUCAGUGAUUCCUUCAGGAUGCGACUCGAUCACAGUCAGCCGGCCCAAACCAACACCAUCAUGUCGCCACAGUCUACCUUAAACUGCAAGACUUACAUUUAAAGCUUUCCUGCACAAAUUCUGUUUCAUCAAGAUUGUCUCUUUCAGAGCUGUAUCAACAUGUGAAUAUUAGAUCUUUGGUUAUUUUUCUGUAUAAACAACCAGUAGAUUGUUGUUGUUGUUGUUGGCGUAACUGCUACUGUUCAAUAAAGAGCUGAU
Micropterus dolomieu (smallmouth bass) is the source of this 922-nucleotide messenger RNA. Its product is annotated as claudin-16-like. Gene Ontology annotation, cellular component: plasma membrane; bicellular tight junction. Gene Ontology annotation, biological process: cell adhesion; bicellular tight junction assembly. Gene Ontology annotation, molecular function: structural molecule activity. The coding region runs from base 92 to 766 and encodes 224 amino acids. NCBI's taxonomy places the organism in Eukaryota, Metazoa, Chordata, Actinopteri, Centrarchiformes, Centrarchidae. The transcript is spliced from 6 exons. The record is from RefSeq and is a predicted model, not a curated record.